AUGUUGGCUCAUGAAACUAAAGACAGAUUCGGUGAUCUGCCAGAUUCGGUUGUGUUUCACAUCCUCUCCUAUCUGAAGACCAAAGAGGCCUUUAAAACUUGCAUACUCUCCAAAAGAUGGAACAAUCUCACAAACAAUCUUCCAAUCAUAACUUUAGAUUCUGGAAAGUUCAAAUCUCUGGACAGGUUCGAGAGAGCAUUAUUUCAAAUUCUGUCUGUUCGCAAUGAGUUGGACGACGAUUCAACUUCCGUCCUCCACACUCUAGAUUUGACCCUCACCACCACAUUUGAUUUCUGUGAUGAUUUCCCGCCGUCGACUGACGUAGUCUUCAAACGCGUGGUAAGAGGAGGAAUGUAUCUGGAUGAUUAUAAUCAACCAUUAAAACUCCGCAUAUCUCCACCCAGUCUUUGUAACCUUGCUUUUACCGGUAAUACAAGUCAAAAACUAUGUCUGACCCAUCCUUGUUCUCUUCAACACCUAUACAUUGAUGCUGAAAAUGCUGGCUUUGUUGACUCUCUCGUCCAAGAGGAUUCUGCAGUCCUACUCAGCUCGUUGCAAGGCCUUCCUAAUAUUAGAUCAUUGACAGUCUCUUCUAAUACUCUGCAGGUUUUAUCUCUUGUUCCCUCUUUAUUCAAGGUUAAACUUACUUCCUUCUGUAACUUGGAGUCACUCCAAGUACAAAUGAAACCACUUUCAGGCCAAUUGUACAAUAUUUUGUCUUACGGCAAGUUCAUGAUACGAGGCGUUAACCUCCAUGAAGCUACAAUCAUACCUGAUGGAGUAGUUGACUGUUUGAUUCAAAACUCGCCCUCAGCAAAUGUUACUGUCAUACCAUAUAAUAAGAGAGGAGUCAAACUAUAA
Molecule: messenger RNA, 861 nt
Organism: Vicia faba (fava bean)
Lineage: Eukaryota; Viridiplantae; Streptophyta; Magnoliopsida; Fabales; Fabaceae
Source: the annotation of a GenBank genome assembly